UUCUCACGAGAUCUCAUGGUUUUAUAAAUGGCGGUUUCGGCUUUGCGGUCUUUUCUGCUGCCUUGUGAAGAAGGUGCUUGUUUCUUCUUUGCCUUCUGCCAUGAUUGCCAUGUGAAUCGCACCCCUGGAACUGUGCAGGGCCCACCUGUGUGGCCACACGCAGUGACCCUGAGCAAAGGAGUGACCAGAGAAGUGCAUGGCAAAGCAGAAAGGUGUGACGUCUUGGAGGACCCGGGAGGAAAGCACACCCAGCGGACAGGAGCCAUCACGCGGCUGCGGGCUGCUGCUGAGAGCCUGGCGUGGGCCACCGUCGUCAGCAGCGUGGAGGAACGCAUAUGCUGCCUCCUUUCUGAUAGGGAGACCCACCCACCUGUUCACCUCUCUCCAUGUGGUCUGCGAGCGGGCUUGGAGCCAUAUCUGAAGCCUCACCUCUAGGAGCCAGUUUUGUCUCCUCCUCAUCCCUGCUUCUUAUCAGUUGUGGUACAUUUCUCUUGGGUCCUGACCCUCCACUUCAGUUGGUGUUUUUCAUCUUUGGGAAGCACCCAGGCAUGGGGGCAGAAGCUUGGGUUUUAGAUUCGGCUGGGCUGGGUUCACAUCUCAGCUGUGUGGCCUUGAACAGGUGACUUGACUUCUCUGAGCCUAACCAUUGCCAGUUUCCAUAUUUUAUAUGAAGUGAGCCCUAUUUUGCAGGUCAGGGAGCUGGGGCCUAGCUAGGACCCAAAGGAUUAUUCCAGUUUCUCAUAAAACAAGUACAUAGCAGUUAAUAUUUGCCAUAGGGUGCACAAAAAGAUUCAUUGAUUGCCUUCCUAUUUUUAAUCUUCAGAGAAAGACGGAUGGGAUUUCAUUAGCUCAGGGGUGAGAAUGUUGCCUCUGUGUAUUUUUGGAGAUGAGCCCUCCGAAGCAACGGGGCUCAUGCUGCCUGAGAACUGGGGAGUCAACCAGCGUUCACUCCCAGACUUACCAGACAGUAGAGCCUCUCCCAUAAAAGGCACAUCAGAACCCACUUCGGACAAUGCUGCUGCGGGUUAUGGGUCAGAACUUUUAACAAGAGGUAGGGGUGGCCUCAUCCCUUGGGGCUGCUGUGUGUGAAUGACCUGGAGGAGGCUGUGGUGGGGCCAGGCAGGGCCAGUGGGCUGAGCCACGCAUCAGAGUAACUGGCCACACUUUAGAAUGGAGAUUCCUGGGCCUUUCCCUGGCUGCUGUGGUUCAGCAGGGGUGGCGGGGACCCAGGAGCUCCCAGGUGAUCUGACUCCUGGGGAGCAGGGUUUGUAUAAGCCCUGGGCCUGUUGAGGUCAGGGCCUGGUGACCCUAAUUCCUUCCAGCCCUGGAUAGGGGUCUAGUCCAGAACCUGCCAGGGACGGUUUGUCAAAUCUGUUACUCUUCUCCCAAGUAAACCACCAGGAACAAGACACUGUUUUAAAAAUUGUUACUUAUUAUUACCUUUGGCUUAUUUUUUUUUCUUUCAAAAGCGGCUGGAUGGCAGAGGUGAUAAAGCUGGGAAGAGAGGCAUCCUGGAAGGGCCCGUGUUAUGAAAACCCAGAGUUUCACUCAGAUCGACAGCUGCGUGGGGGCCGGCGCUCCCGGCAGUGAUUGAGUUACCCUCAGCAGUGGGGUCCCGAGGUCGCAAUCCCUGCUGGGGGAGUGAUUGAUGCCGGACUCCAGGGCCCACCUUGGGUGACCCUGGGAUGUCAAUGAGUGACCGCUGGUUCUGGGCCACUUGGUUCUGGGCCACCCGCAUGUCCAGAGACCUCAAGGUGGGCCGACGUCCAACCAGCGAAGCAGAGCAAUCCUUCUGGAAGCUUCUCUCCACGGGGGGCUGGCUGCUCCUUCAUCACUCCCAUCUGAGGGCUUCCGCUUGCAGCCGUCUGUCACACUGAGCAGCUCUGUGGUGGAUUCUGUGUUGCUUGCUCUGUGUCUAUUUUGUCAAGAUCGCCACUCUCUCUGGAUUCUCUCCUCUGGGUUGGCCCAUGCUCACUCAUCCGGCUUUGGAAGGACAUUUGUCCUCUAGCUUCCUCCAGGAGGGGGAUUUGUCUUAGAGAGUGGCACUUUCUCUUCCCUCCCCAACCCCUUGUGCACCUUCUGCAGGGAGGGGAGUCCCCUGGUGCUGAGAGGAGAGGUAGGAGAGCCAGGUAGGGCCUGUGGGAGUCCAGCAGAGGUGCCCUGGCCACCUCGAGUGUCUGAGACUCACGGUCUAUUAAAAAUGGAAAAACAAACUGGGCACCGUGGCUCAUACCUGUAAUUCCAGCACUUUGGGAGGCUGAGGCAGGUGCAUCACUUGAGGUCAGGAGUUCAAGACCAGCCUGACCAACGUGGUGAAACCUUGUCUCUACUAAAAAUACAAAAGUUAGCUGGGUUUGGUGGUACACACCUGUAAUCCCAGCUACUUGGGAGGCAGAGGCAGGAGAAUCUCUUGGACCUGGAAGGUGGAAGUUGCAGUGAGCAGAGAUUGUGCCACUGCACUCCAGCCUGGGUGACAGAGUGAGACUCUGUUUCAAAAAAAAAAAAAAAAAAAAACAGAAAAAGAAAAAAGAAAAAAAGGAAAAACAACAAAGUUAGCGCUGAGCAGGGUUUCAGGAUUCUAGACCUGGUUUAAAAUGCAUUACAUGGAAUCACAUGUUUAAUCUGCAAGUUGACUCUCUGACACAGCGAGUGGUAUUAUCACAAUUUUGACAAGAUAA
This is a messenger RNA of Gorilla gorilla gorilla (western lowland gorilla), 2678 nucleotides long. RefSeq lists its product as uncharacterized. The record is from RefSeq and is a predicted model, not a curated record. Bases 28 to 435 code for a protein of 135 amino acids. Lineage: Eukaryota; Metazoa; Chordata; Mammalia; Primates; Hominidae. The transcript is spliced from 3 exons.